Venustampulla echinocandica is the source of this 1713-nucleotide messenger RNA. RefSeq lists its product as uncharacterized. The coding region runs from base 1 to 1713 and encodes 570 amino acids. The transcript is spliced from 4 exons. The record is from RefSeq and is a predicted model, not a curated record. Gene Ontology annotation, biological process: transport. Lineage: Eukaryota; Fungi; Ascomycota; Leotiomycetes; Helotiales; Pleuroascaceae. Gene Ontology annotation, molecular function: transporter activity.
AUGCUGUUCAACACAACCUGUAAUGCGACGCUGGACGAGAUGCUGAUUGGCGACUCGGAGGUACCAUUGGUAGGAAAUAUGACAUUCCAUACCCUCGGUCUCAUCAUCGCGGCAGCGACCGCCUUAAUCGCCACAUUACUAUCUCUGUAUCUUAUCUGGAUGCAUGCCACCAAUUAUACGAAGCCCUAUGAGCAAAGACAUAUCAUCCGAAUCCUCUUCAUGAUCCCAGUUUAUUCCGCGGCCUCGUUCCUCGCCUUCUGGUUUUACUGGCAUGCGAUAUAUUUCCACGUUAUAUCAGAGUGCUACGAAGCUUUUGCGAUCGCCUCUUUCUUUGCGCUCAUGUGCCACUACAUUGCGCCAGAUUUACACGAACAGAAGCAUUACUUUCGAACUAUAGAGCCUGUAGGAUGGGUGUGGCCGGUGUCAUGGGCGAUGAAGUGCUGCGGCGGACAGAGGGGGCCUUGGAGGACACCCCGAAGCGGGCUGACGUGGUUCAACAUUAUUUGGACGGGAGUCUACCAAUACUGUUUCAUACGGAUUGGGGCGACUGUUGUUGCGGUUAUAACUCAGUACUUUGGUAAAUACUGCGAGUCUUCCAACUCACCAGUAUUUGCGCAUAUCUGGGUCCUGGUUAUCGAAGGCGCUGCUGUUACAGUCGCGAUGUUCUGCCUUAUUCAGUUCUAUAUUCAACUUCGCAAAGACCUUGCUCCCCACAGUCCGUUCCUAAAGGUUCUAGCCAUCAAACUCGUCAUCUUCCUUUCGUUUUGGCAAACUUUCCUCAUUAGUAUCUUGACUUCCGCCACAUUCAACGUGGUCAAACCUACUACUACUCUUGCGUAUCCGGAUCUCAAGGUCGGGAUCCCAUCACUCCUACUAUGUGUUGAAAUGGCUAUCUUCGCCUUUUUGCAUCUGUUUGCAUUUCCAUACCAGCCGUACAAGAAAGGCACCGAGGUGGGGAAAUACCCAAUAUCAGCUUCUGGCACUGAUAGCCCACCAAUGAACACACUUGGAAAGAAUGAGGGUGGUCUUCUCGGAUGGAGAGCGAUCGCCGAUGCGAUGAACCCCUGGGAUUUGGUCAAAGCUUUUGCAAGAGGCAUGCGGUGGUUAGUUGUUGGACGAAAACAUCGAGAGAAUGAUACAUCGUACAAGAACGGCCAGGAAAAUGAUAUGGUGUUAGAACCAUCACAGAGAGCAUACAAAGGAGACGACCAUCUCCCAAUCGCGAAUGAAUUCCGCAGAAGCAAAUAUGGCAUUCCAAGCGCUGGACCGAACGAAGUACCGGGCGAGGAGGGCGCAGGGCUCAUCACCCACGCCCAGCCAAAUCCCCAAAAUUCUAGCUCAGGUUACGAUCCCAUGCGUCAACGCUCCGAUUCUGAUGACCGAAGUUUAAGUCCAGACCGCUUCAUGGGGGAAAAUCCCACCCCAGGAUCGCUGACGGAAAAAGGGAACCGCGGGCAAGGAAAUAUGGGCAUGGCCGCCGCUCAGGGGGAGCCCGAACCCUAUCAGAGCCAUGCCAUUCCACAACCCUUCCCAUCGGCAAUACAAUCAGAAGCCUACCUAGAGGAUAGGCGGCACCAACGAAGACAACAACCUAAUCCCUCAGAGCAAUGGGCAAAUUCCAGCCGGCCGGUCGGUGACGCCCAGGAAGUACAUAAUGCACUAUGGGGAGGAAGGCCGCCACCGAAGCCGAGAGAUGAUGGGAAUCAGUUCUGA